CAUAGGAGUGUGGCUAUCAUCAAGCCAUGACACUCCCUCUUCUCCUCUCUUUCACCCACACACACUUUUCCAUUAUUUUCCUUCUCUUCCUCAAACAGAAAAAGAACUCCUCACAUCACAUGUGACAUGGCCACCACAACCACCACCACACCCUUCAACCUCACUUCCCCAUUAGCCCCCACAUUCCCCCGUAAUUACUCCCUCACCCCUCUCUCCCUCCCUCAUCACCACCACUUCUUCACACUCCGAUAUGACCAGUUUUCCCCUCCGCCCAUUCGGAAGAGACUCCCCACAUGCAAGGCCACGGAAGUCUCAGUGGCAGAAGAACCAUCACCCUCUGGAGGCGGCGGUGGAGGAGAGAAGUGGGUGCCGGUGGUGCCACUGGGAGCACUGCCGCGUGGGGAGAGGCGCGUGAUAAUUCAGGAAGGAGAGACCAUACUGCUGCUGUGGUAUAAGGAUGAAGUGUUCGCUAUAGAAAACAGGUCCCCUGCUGAAGGUGCCUACAGCGAAGGCUUGAUCAAUGCCAAGCUCACUAAGGAUGGCUGUAUAGUUUGUCCAACAACUGAUAGCACAUUUGAUCUCCGAACUGGAGCAAUGAAGGAAUGGUAUCCAAAAAAUCCUGUGCUGAGAGCCCUUACUCCUGCUUUAAGGAAUCUCUUUGUUUAUCCUGUGAAAACCGAUGAAGAAAAUAUUUACAUCAGCAUGAGAGGAGGUCUAAGUUCUGAUGCGUCGGCUGAGAUUGUCUUCAGUGGGAAGGCUCAACCUGGUAUAACUGCAACUGAUGUCAAUGUGGAUGAGACAAGAAUGGUGGUUGAUGAGGGUCAACAGGGGUUCGGUUUCAUCAAGAAGAAUGAAAUUAUCAAUGGAAAGGCAGCUGUGAUUGGCUUCCUGCUAUUGUUAGAUUUUGAACUUUUGACUGGUAAAGGUCUUCUCAAGGGAACUGGUUUCUUGGACUUUCUAUAUGCUGCCUCCAAAGCUUUCAAGUAGAUGUGUCAACUUGUCAUGGUUCUUUCAGGAAGAAAGAGUUUGUCUUUCCCAGCAUUCACAAGGGGGAAUUAAAUGAAAAAACAAAAAUGCUAAAGAAGUCUGUCUGAUUCAUAGGAAAGUUUACCUGUUUUUUGAUCUUCACAUUUUGAUGUUUGUCUCUUUGAUAGUUUAGACAUGUUUGUUUGUAAUUGUAUAUUCUCUAGAAAUUAGACCAUGUUGUUUGAUCCUUGUUCAUGUCAUGCAGUUAAUAACUUUAAUCAAUUUGUACACUAAAUACAAAUUUUCAAAUUGAAGGAAA
This is a messenger RNA of Quercus lobata, 1285 nucleotides long. RefSeq lists its product as uncharacterized. The record is from RefSeq and is a predicted model, not a curated record. NCBI's taxonomy places the organism in Eukaryota, Viridiplantae, Streptophyta, Magnoliopsida, Fagales, Fagaceae. Bases 127 to 987 code for a protein of 286 amino acids. The transcript has 3 exons. Gene Ontology annotation, molecular function: nitrite reductase [NAD(P)H] activity; 2 iron, 2 sulfur cluster binding.